AUUUAUGAACCUGCAGGGAUCUACGAGCGUUUAUAGCUUUUCAUUUUACUAUUUAGAGAAAAUAAACUAUUUUAUCUUUUUUUUUUUAUGCAGUGAUUUUUAGAUGAUGCAUCCGGACUCCAGCACUGAGUUCGACUCAUCCUCCAGCUGUAGCACAGCAUCGCCUGGCGGGGACACCCCUGGGUGCAGCCAGCCCCCUCCUGACUCGCUUUCAUCAUCUAUGGACGGCGCCAAGGACAGUGACACCAGUGCAACAGACUCCUUUGUUCCCACCGUGACUGCGAUCUCCACCUCGCCGGAUCUCAGUUGGAUGGUGCAGCCGACGGUCAUCACGUCUGUCUCCCCGUCGUCCGGCCGCGCGAGGACCAGAAGUCGACGCGCGACUCAGCCGUCCUCCCCGGCAGGUGCGAACAAGGCGAAGCCCUGCAGCAGGAAAGGGCAGAGAGAGCAGCCAUCCAAAGAGGAGGAGGAGAGGAGGAGGAUCAGGAGAGAGAGGAACAAAAUUGCUGCAGCAAAGUGUCGCAACAGACGGAGGGAGCUGAUAGACACUCUACAGGCGGAAACUGACAUGCUCGAGGAUGAGAAGUCUUCCCUCCAGACGGAGAUAUCCGACCUGCUGAGGGAGAAGGAGAGACUGGAGCAGGUCUUAGCCUCCCACAGACCAUCCUGCAAGAUCCCUGUAAAUGAUGGUGAUGAUGAGGAGGAGGAGGAGGAUAAUGAAGAGGAUGUUAACACAAUGCUGCAGGAUCCCCCGGCCUCCCCGCAGCUGCUGUACAUCGCAGACAAUGGAAAAACACCAGAGGGCAAUACAGCGAUUGGAGAAGCCCAUGUUGGUCAAGACAUGGACGAGGUCCCUUGCAUUCCUGCUGCAGCCAUUUUGGGGAACUCCAACAUCCUCCUGUGCUCGAGCGCAGAGGAGGAGGCUCUGGAGGACUUACGGGGAGACGACCUGGACGACCUGGUGCCCAGCCUGGAGAUGGCAGUGAGUCCAGAGACGGCUGCGUCUGUCCCCGACAUAGACCUGAGCGGCCCCUUCUGCCUCUCGGACUGGGAAACCCUGUACAAGUCCGUGGCGAAUGACCUUGAAUCCCUGAGCACACCGGUCAUGUCUUCCAGUCCCACUUGUAGCAAUUACCGCACAGUGUUCUCCUUUAAUUACUCUGAGAUCGAUUCCUUGGCCGAGGGCUGCGAGAGCCUCAAAGGCAGCCCCGGCACAUCCGAGUUAAUGAAAGAUCUCAACUCUCCGACACUUCUGGCUCUGUGAAUGGAAAAACCAAGUUAUGCACUGAUGCCUAAAGUAUAUCCUAACCAGCCAGCAAGCUAAAUGAUCUUUCUCAAGUAUUCGUAGUGUGAGAUUCGAUGUUGUGUAAAACCGAAAACAUCGAAGGUUGUGUGUAUAGGACAUGUUUUCUGUGGCUGUGACGUGAACAUGGUCGAAUUCUUCCAGACUGCGGGUGGUGCAGCUCUCCGAGAUGAGACUUUGUGCUGGUGUCAAAAAAGUGCAUGCAAAUAACAAGUCAUCCAAAAUCCAAGAAGAGGCGGCGGCUUGUGAUUUUAAAAAUCCCUAAAUGUGAUGUGAAGUGAGAUCAUGCUCCGUAGCCUUCUCUCCGUGUGCGUGUAAUACCGUCUACAAAGUUGUGUUGUAACAAGUGAAAAAAAAGAAGGGUUACUCGUGUAGCAUAUAGGUGUAACAUCUUGCUGUAAGGUGUCCCCUGACUCAACAUUUCCUUUGAAGUUUAUCAUCAAAAAAAAUAUAUAUAAAUAUAUAUAUCAUGUCAUGUAUUUUAUCAAGAUGUAUUUUAUGACAUAGUUUAUUUUUUUACUUAUGAAAUAAUGAUCAGAUGCAAAAAAAAUUGUAUAUUGGUGGAAAUAAAGUGAGACAACUGCAAACACUUGUUGUUGUUGUUGUUGUGUCAUACGGUCAAGAAUAUUCUUUCGAAUAUACAGCCUUCAUUUGGUUUUCAGUCACAGGAUCGCCCCUCGGCAGUUGAAGAGACGGGUUGAUGAC
This is a messenger RNA of Scophthalmus maximus (turbot), 2008 nucleotides long. RefSeq names its product protein c-Fos. The transcript is spliced from 4 exons. Gene Ontology annotation, molecular function: DNA-binding transcription factor activity, RNA polymerase II-specific; RNA polymerase II cis-regulatory region sequence-specific DNA binding. Lineage: Eukaryota; Metazoa; Chordata; Actinopteri; Pleuronectiformes; Scophthalmidae. The coding region runs from base 104 to 1264 and encodes 386 amino acids. Gene Ontology annotation, cellular component: nucleus. Gene Ontology annotation, biological process: regulation of transcription by RNA polymerase II. The record is from RefSeq and is a predicted model, not a curated record.